CGAUGGCGCAGGCAUAGGAGAAAGACAAUUGGCAAGAGCCGCACUCAGAGUAAACCAGACAACUGGACCGAACUGUACAGAUGGAAGAAGACAGAAGUGAUCAGAUGAGGCCCCUCUUGAGAACAGGUCCCGACGAGGAGGCUGUUGUUGAUCUCGGCAAGACGAGCUGUGCCAUCCACACAAACUUCGAGAAAGAGGAGCUAGAAAGCCACCGAGCAGUGUAUGUUGGAGUACACGUUCCGCUGGGCAGACAGAGCAAACGCAGGCACCGUCACCGCGGACACCGACAUCAUCGCAGGAGGAGGUAUCAUGGCUCUGAACAAGAGGAGGGAAGGGAGUCCCCAGUCUAUGACACCCCAUCCCAGCGGGUGCAGUUCAUCCUCGGCACAGAGGAUGAUGAUGAAGAACACAUCCCGCAUGACCUCUUUACCGAGCUGGAUGAGCUGUGUUUCCGUGAUGGUCAUGCCUAUGAGUGGAAAGAGACAGCCAGGUGGUUGAAGUUCGAGGAGGAUGUAGAGGAUGGUGGCGAGCGCUGGAGCAAACCCUACGUGGCCACACUCUCCCUGCACAGCCUGUUUGAGCUGCGCAGCUGCAUCCUCAGCGGAACAGUCAUGCUUGACAUGCGAGCCGACUCCAUUGAAGAGAUUGCAGACAUGGUGAUCGACAACAUGGUGGCAUCUGCGCAGCUCGAUAAUUUGCUGCGGGAGAAGGUACGGGAGGCCAUGCUCAAGCGCCAUCACCACCAGAAUGAGAAGAAGUUGAGCAACCGCAUCCCACUGGUGCGCUCCUUCGCCGAUAUGGGCAAGAAGUACUCAGACCCACACCUGCUUGAUCGCAAUGGUCACUUGGCAUCCCAGAACUCUGCCCCAGGGAACCUGGAAAAUGGCAAACCCAGUGAAACUCGUGGUAAUAUAGGGGGUAACAGCCGAGAGAACAGCACUGUGGAUUUCAGCAAGGUGGACAUGAAUUUCAUGAAGAAGAUCCCAGCAGGUGCUGAGGCCUCAAAUGUGCUGGUGGGCGAGGUGGACUUUCUGGAGAAGCCUAUUGUUGCCUUUGUCCGCCUUUCGCCUGCAGUCCUCCUUACAGGCCUUACAGAGGUGCCAGUGCCCACCAGGUUUUUGUUCCUGCUGCUUGGCCCCUUUGGCAAAGGGCCUCAGUACCAUGAGAUUGGCAGGUCCAUAGCAACACUGAUGACAGAUGAGAUUUUUCACGAUGUUGCAUACAAAGCCAAAGACCGAAAUGACCUCUUGUCUGGGAUAGAUGAGUUCCUGGACCAGGUGACUGUGUUGCCUCCAGGGGAAUGGGAUCCUAAGAUACGUAUCGAACCCCCAAAGAGUGUCCCAUCUCAGGAGAAAAGGAAGAUGCCCUUGCAGUCUCAUGGCUCAGCCAGUGCCUUAGAUACUGUGAAGGAGGUGGAACACCACACUGGACCAGAGCUCCAGCGAACAGGACGAAUCUUUGGGGGUCUGGUGUUGGACGUGAAACGUAAGGCCCCAUUCUACCUGAGUGACUUGAAGCAUGCCCUCAGCCUGCAGUGCCUGGCCUCCAUCCUCUUCCUCUACUGCGCUUGCAUGUCCCCUGUCAUCACCUUUGGAGGGCUUCUGGGGGAGGCUACCAAGGGUAACAUUAGCGCCAUUGAGUCCCUGUUUGGAGCCUCUCUGACAGGGGUGGCCUUCUCCCUCUUCGCUGGGCAGCCGCUAACAAUCCUGGGCAGCACUGGGCCAGUCCUAGUCUUUGAGAAAAUCCUCUUCAAGUUCUGCAAGGACUAUGGGCUAUCCUACCUGCCACUACGGACUAGCAUCGGCCUGUGGACUGCAUUCCUCUGUCUGGUGCUCGUGGCCACGGAUGCCAGCUCGCUGGUCUGCUACAUCACCCGCUUCACAGAGGAGGCUUUCGCUGCACUCAUCUGCAUUAUCUUCAUUUAUGAGGCACUCGAAAAACUGUUCCACCUGGGCGAGGUGUUUCCUGUGAACAUGCACAACAAUUUGGACACUCUCACCCUCUACAUGUGUCGGUGUUCAGCACCUAACAGCACCACAGCCGAAAUGGUGCAGCACUGGAACCAGUCCGGCUUUGCGGUGGAUGCCAUCCCCUGGAGCAGCCUUAACGUAACUAUGUGUAUGGAACUUCAAGGGGACUUCGUAGGCCCAGCUUGCAGCCACCAUGGUCCCUAUAUCCCAGAUGUCCUUUUCUGGUCCAUCAUUCUCUUCUUCAGCACCUUCUUCCUCUCAUCAUUCCUCAAGCAAUUCAAGACCAAGCACUAUUUUCCCACCAAGGUGCGCUCGACCAUCAGCGACUUCGCUAUCUUCCUUACCAUCAUGGUCAUGGUGCUCGUGGACUACGUGGUGGGGAUCCCUUCUCCCAAGCUUCAUGUGCCUGACCGCUUUGAGGUGAAAACAGCUCUCCACCACAUUUGUCCCACUUCAAAACACCGUGGCUGGCUUAUUUCUCCCUUGGGGGACAAUCCCUGGUGGACGCUGGUGGCAGCAGCUAUCCCUGCUCUGCUCUGCACCAUCCUCAUAUUUAUGGACCAGCAGAUCACAGCCGUCAUCAUCAACCGAAAGGAGCACCGACUCAAAAAAGGCUGUGGAUACCACCUGGAUCUGCUGGUGGUGUCUCUGAUGCUUGGAGUGUGCUCAGUCAUGGGGCUGCCCUGGUUUGUUGCUGCCACCGUGCUCUCCAUCUCACAUGUCAACAGCCUCAAGGUAGAGUCGGAGUGCUCAGCCCCUGGCGAGCAGCCAAAAUUCCUCGGCAUCCGUGAACAGAGGGUCACCGGCCUCAUGAUCUUUGUGCUCAUGGGCUUAUCUGUCUUCAUGACCAAUGUGCUCAAGUUUAUUCCUAUGCCAGUUCUUUAUGGUGUCUUUCUCUACAUGGGUGUUUCUUCCCUGAAAGGCAUUCAGUUCUUCGACCGGAUCAAGCUUUUUGGUAUGCCAGCGAAGCACCAGCCAGACUUGAUCUACCUGCGGUACGUGCCCCUGUGGAAAGUACACGUGUUCACUAUGAUUCAACUCACCUGCCUUGUGCUUUUGUGGGUCAUCAAGGUGUCAGCUGCUGCCGUGGUCUUCCCCAUGAUGGUGCUAGCCUUGGUGUUUGUCCGUAAGAUGCUGGACUUCACCUGCUUUACCAAACGUGAGCUCAGCUGGCUGGAUGACCUUAUGCCAGAGAGCAAGAAGAAGGAAGAUGAUAAAAAGAAGGAAAAUGAGGAAGCUGAGUACAUGCUGGAGGCAGACCACGAAGCGACGAUGUGCAUUCUGUAUGAGGGUCAGGAUCUGAAUGUUCCCAACAAGAGCUGUAAAGUCAGUCAGGAGAGGGUGUCGCCUGUGAAGAUCUGCGUUGAGGAUGAAGAGGUUGUGAAAUUGACGGACACAGAGAGCUCCUUCUGAGGACCAGAGGAGCAUCGCUACAGGGGGUGAGGGGAGCAAACUCACGCCUUCCUGAUGCACCUUCAGCUGAUACCAAAGGAGACAUCUGCAGUGUGGGGAGGUGUCACAGGUCGACUUCACUUUUUACUCGCAAAUUCUGAUUCCAUAAAAAAUUCUACAAUUAAUUUGCUUAUGUUUCACAUCUGUGCACUCAUCCAGUAUUGGGUGGACUAGAGCCAGUGCCCCCAGGUAUAGGGCACCACACACAUGCUGACAUUUGUGGCAGUCAAGACACACAGAGGGCAAUUGAGACUCAGCAGUUCAUCUGAAACACAUCUUUGUACUGUGAGGGGAAAUCCACACAAACUCAAGGAGAACAUGCUCAUUCCACACACAAAGCUGGAUUUGAACCCAGAUUGAAAUCAGCAGCUGUGAGAUUCCAGCACAAGAUUUAAACAAGUUGCUUAGGAUGUCCGAAAAGGCAGAAGAUCAGCAAAGCCCUUUGAAACCUCUAACGACCUAGAGCUGUGAAACUGGGGGAGAGUCGAUCCUUGGCAUCGAACCUCGACAGAGAGUCCAGAUGAUGGAUCCACUGCGUGAAAUUCAGCAAAAAGUGAAUUUCAGAGAGCAGUAUCAUCAGUACAUGGUUAAUGGAAUUGAAAAAAAUCCAUUCAAUUAAUGAAAUUAAAAACCCUACCUCCAGGAUGGGCUCUGGACCACCGCGAUGCUGACCUGGACAAUUGGUUAACCAUAGUGGGUGACUGAGCAACUGAAACAGAGGAAAAAGUGGCUCACAAAUGUUACAGUACAUUUCCAGUCUCCGUCUGUCCUGUUCUUCAGACGUGAGCUCCAUGUUCUUGUCCUGCUCACAAUCAGUAAAUGACGUCUACAGUACUUUGUUUUCCUGCGUGCUCUAGUGCUCAAUAUCCUGUAUUUGUCUUGUCUCAGUAUUCAAAGUUUACAUAAGAGGUAAUACUUAAUGUAACUAUAUUUUACACUGUAGAUCAUUUUAUCACUUUAUGGUGAGUUAGUGUGUUUUUUAUCAUUAAUGCUAUUUUUUUCAGUUACGUUAAUUUAUUACAGUAGAUAGAACCCAUUUUUAAGACUUUUUUUUUUCUCUGUAAAUGUGAUGGCUAAAUAUGUGUCCUGUGUCACACACACCUGUGCACUUUGUGUGUUUUUCAUGUGUGUGGAGUAAACAUUUAUGUACCUUUUUGAUGUUACUGUGUAGAACCACCUCAGGAACCUGCUAGAGUCUGGACAGUUCUAGACUGCUCUUUCUGCUCUCCUGGACCUUUAGCCUUAAUGUGGUUAGUGACCGUAUCUCUGCCAUGUUGUCACUUGUUCACUGGCACAACUGUAAGAAUUCUAGCUGUUAAAACAGUUGUUACAGAUUUAUUCAUAAUCUCAGCAUUAGUGUUUUUUAAACCAACAUUACAAGAGAAUUAUGUUAAGAAAGAGAAAUGCUUGUAAGUAGCAGUUAAUUUAAUUGGAGAAAUACUUACUGUCCCUUGGUAAAUGCUCCUGGAUAACUGGACAUUCCAGCAGAGAACCAAAACCCCUCUUAUGUUCAAGGGAGGAGGUGCAAUAGGGACACCAACAGAUCUGUGACCAUGUGGUUUCAGGGUUGUGUGACAUAGCAGCUCAUGGGCCAGUGGCACCACCUUACCCAGGGGGACAGUGAGCAGCAGGUCUAGUUGGCCAUUGUCUUUGUCCAUACCGAACUGCAGCAGGUACUAUGAUGUGAGCUUGAUCCUGACCUCUUCAGUUUUUUUUAAUUGGUGCAUCGCCCACAAGGUACAGCAAUAAAUCAGAAUAUUGUGUAUGUACAUACCUUCCCAUACACAGUUUCCAUUGUCUGUAUGUGGAGUAUUUUAUACUAAUGGGUUUUUCUAUGUCAGUUUAGUGCCAAUUUUUUCCUCA
Messenger RNA from Scleropages formosus (Asian bonytongue), 5285 nucleotides. It is a transcript of the gene slc4a7, whose product is annotated as solute carrier family 4 member 7. Bases 81 to 3383 code for a protein of 1100 amino acids. Gene Ontology annotation, cellular component: plasma membrane; basolateral plasma membrane; apical plasma membrane. Gene Ontology annotation, biological process: monoatomic anion transport; transmembrane transport; bicarbonate transport. Gene Ontology annotation, molecular function: sodium:bicarbonate symporter activity; solute:inorganic anion antiporter activity; monoatomic anion transmembrane transporter activity. The record is from RefSeq and is a predicted model, not a curated record. Lineage: Eukaryota; Metazoa; Chordata; Actinopteri; Osteoglossiformes; Osteoglossidae. The transcript is spliced from 24 exons.